This is a messenger RNA of Orcinus orca (killer whale), 3805 nucleotides long. It is a transcript of the gene FBXO33, whose product is annotated as F-box protein 33. The transcript is spliced from 4 exons. NCBI's taxonomy places the organism in Eukaryota, Metazoa, Chordata, Mammalia, Artiodactyla, Delphinidae. Gene Ontology annotation, biological process: SCF-dependent proteasomal ubiquitin-dependent protein catabolic process; positive regulation of protein ubiquitination. The coding region runs from base 341 to 2017 and encodes 558 amino acids. Gene Ontology annotation, cellular component: SCF ubiquitin ligase complex. The record is from RefSeq and is a predicted model, not a curated record. Gene Ontology annotation, molecular function: protein binding.
CUUCUUCCGGAAGUCGCGCCCAGUCACGCAGGGCUCCUCCCACCACCGGUGACGUCAAACUCAGCUCCUACCACUGCUCUGCCUCCGCCUCCAGGCGCGGGGAGGGCUGCCGUUUCCUUACAAUAAAUCCUGCUGCUUCCGGGCCCCUAACCAGUCCAAGCGAGGGUUUUGAAGUUCUUGAGUGUGCAGGCCUCGGAUGCGCAUGAGUAGAGGUUGAGAGGCCAGAGCCUGGCUAUCUGGAGGCCACCCCCGCAGAGGCCAUUACCCCUCUCCGCAACUUGUGCUGCACUUGGUUCCGCCGAGACCCACGACGGUUCCGCCCCCUUCUUCCUUGUCAUUGAUGUUGUUGUUCUUGUCAGUGCCGCAGCCCCGACCACCGGGAGCCCGAACCCGAGCCGGGGCCGCCCGGGUGGCGCGGUGGCGGCGGCAGCGGCUGCGGCUGCAGCAGCUGCGACGGCUGCGGGGGCUGCUCCGGGGACUGCGGGGGCGGCCGAGGACCGGCAGCCUGCGGCGGGGCCGAAUGGCUCUGUGCGGACAAGCGGCAGGCGCCGCGUCGCUGCCCAGCGAGCUAAUCGUGCACAUCUUCUCCUUCCUGUCCGCUUCCGACCGGCUACGGGCCUCGGCCUCCUGUUCUCACUGGCGCGAGUGCCUCUUCUACCCGGCUCUCUGGCCCCAGCUCCGCAUCUGCCUCCGCGUCUCGCCCUCGGAGCAGCCACGGCUCGAAUUCCUCAUGCGCAAGUGCGGCUGGUUUGUGCGAGAGCUGCGCGUUGAAUUCGCCGCGGAGAAUUACCUGAGCGGCGGAGGCGGCCCGGGCGAUGGAGGCCGCGUCGACACCAGGACUGGCGGGGAAGAAGUCGAAGCCCUGCAGCUCUCAACCCGUUGGCUGGAAGUGCUACGCACCUACUUAGAGCUGGUGCUGUGCGUGCUGGUCAGCAUCCGGAACAACAGGAACCUCCAGAAGUUUAGCCUUUUUGGAGACAUAAGCGUUCUACAGCAGCAAGGAAGUUUGUCAAAUACAUACCUCAGCAAGGUGGACCCUGAUGGCAAAAAAAUUAAACAAAUUCAGCAGCUGUUUGAAGAAAUACUUAGUAAUAGUAGGCAACUGAAGUGGCUGUCUUGUGGGUUUAUGCUGGAAAUAGUAACCCCAACAUCACUGUCAUCUCUCUCAAACUCUAUUGCCAACACCAUGGAGCACCUGAGUUUACUGGACAACAAUAUUCCUGGUAACAGCACCCUUAUCACCGCAGUAGAACUGGAGCAAUUCGUGAAUCUACGCUCACUUGCCCUGGAUUUCUGUGACUUUACAGCUGAGAUGGCAAGAGUCUUAACCGAUAACAACCAUGUGCCUUUGCAGCGACUUUCUCUCCUGGUCCACAAUGUUUCCGUGAUGCACAAGUCUCUGGACAACAUGCCAAAUGAUGAGCAUUGGAAAGCCUUGUCAAGAAAGAGCACCAACCUCCGAGUCUAUAUAAUGGCUUUUGAUAUCAAGAGUGAAGAUAUGUUAAAGAUUCUGAAACCCAGUAUACCACUAGAGAGGAUUCAUUUUGACAGCUACAUCACUUGUGUUUCAGGAGCUAUUGUUGAUCUUAUAUCUAGGCAGUAUGACAAGUUCCUCACUCAUUUUAUAUUAAUGAAUGAUGUGAUUGACACAUCUGGUUUUCCAGAUCUUAGUGACAACCGAAAUGAAGAUCCGUUGGUUUUAUUAGCAUGGAGGUGCACAAAGCUCUCUCUUCUGGCAAUUCAUGGUUACACAGUGUGGGCACACAACCUCAUUGCCAUUGCUCGUCUUCGUGGCUCUGAUCUAAAAGUACUUGAAGUCACUGAAGAAAGCAUUGAUUUUGACCAAGGUGAACUGGCCGACCAGGAUGUGGAUCCAGUACAUAACCUUAUUGAGCAGGUAUCCCUGGGCCUAGGUCAACCUUGGCAUGCGAUCAUGGACAUCGAAUCACUCAGUGUCUUCACUGAACCAAAUCGUCAUUUUUACAGAGAGAUGCAAAGCUUCAGCGAAGACAUUUAGCUUUUUUUAAAUGUACAAUUCCUGUGGUUACAUAUGCAAGUAGGGUCCUAUUACGUUUUUUUUCUUUCAGUAGUGUGAAUUAAUCCCUUUGUGCUGUGUUUAAUCAGUAUUAGCUUUAUAGAAUUAUAUAUGUAUAUUCUACUUCUUGAUCAAAGAACGUAGUCAGGUAUUGGUUUAGAAGUUCAAAGUGACAAUGUAUAGGGCUUUCACGGUUAAUGGACUUGUUACCAAACCUUAAGAAUAUACAACCGAAGGUUGUCUGAGGUUGCUGGCUAACUUUAUUUUUUCACUGAGUUACUCUGCCUUUUGAUGUUUUUAUUCUUUGUGUGUCAGAGCUCAGGAGCCAAAAUAUUUUUAUACAUAUAUAGAUAUAUAUCCAUAGCCUGGUGGAUUUGUAUGCAAUGCACUGCAUUCAUUCAUUGUGUGAUAGCAUUUCAUUAAUUUUUCUUUGAAAUGGAAGGAGGGAGGAUAAUACAAUCCCAAAUGCGUUAUCUUUAACAGAAAAGCCAAGCCUUUAACUUUCAUUACAUAUAUAAUAGUUGAUAUCACCAAUUACCAUUCUCAAUUUUGUAUAGUACUAGGUUAGAACACUGCUGAAUCCUUUUUUAAAUGCAUUUACAUCAAUACAAAUACUCAAAUUAUUGGAUUUUUUUAAACUAUGUCUGACAUAAUUUAAUUCAUCAAUUACAUCAUACAUUCAAGUUAGCUUUUUAGCCAAGAUUUCAAAUAGUGGAGGAAGAAAGAAACAAUAUUCCAGGGUAAAACCUCCUAAAUGAAUAUCAAAACACAGAGUUUGUAAACACACAUGCUUGCAAACAAACAUUAGUCGUGAAAUCCCUAGCAACAAGUCACUGGAUUUUUCUCUGUCAGCGCGCGUGUCAGCUGCCAAAGAAUAGAUUUAACUGAAGAAGUGCCCACAUGCUGGCAGGGGCUGGCCCACUCUGGCCAGCCAGAUACUGCUAGAUUGUAAUAUUUAAGGUCGAAUUUCGACCUGUGGUACACAGCUGUGCUGUGGCUCAGUCAGCAACCUCAGAACUCUGAAAAACAAAAAAAAAAACAAAACAAAAAAAAAAGAAAAAAAAACCAUGCACCUGUUUCACUGUGAAUAGUGAAUGUAAAGGAAAGAAAGGAAAAACUGAAAGCUUGUUCUAUCACAGGUAUGAGCUGCUAUGUUACAUGAAGAACAUUCCAUGAAGUAUGUUUUAAAACCUUGUUAUAUCUGAGAGGCUUUAAAAGCCGACUUAACUGUUUCAGGGCAACCGCGGUACAGACGUGGUCUCUGUGAGACUUCCACCUGACCCCAGUUUUAAGUGGUACGAAUGUUGUGCAUUUAAUGUUAAAGGACAGUCUGCAAUAAUAAAGUAAGUAGCCAACGUGGGUGCCCAGCAGUGCUGAGACCUGGCUGCUCUAGUGUAAGCUUUGGAAACACAAUUUAUGCAACAAAUGUCCAGAUAUGAUUCUAUUUAUGGAAAAAGUUUAUAUGUAUUUUACAAAUGGUUUUACCAUCUUAUAUUAAAAUGACCUUUUGACAGGUGUGCACUGUUUUGUCUCCAGUGAGCACAUACCAUGCGGAUUUUAUAUGUACAUCAGUAGUGUGAAUCCACUGGCACAGUGUGUGUAAAUGCCAGAUGUGGUGAGAUUUUAUCUUAUAAAUGUGAUCAGAUAAAAUAACUCCUGACAGAAACUGUAAGGAAACCAGCUGAAUGUUUGACCUGAUGACUGAUGUUGUUGUAUGGUUUAUGUUAAAUGUAUAUUCUUUUAAUCAAUGAAUAAAGCAUUAAAAAGUGA